This is a messenger RNA of Micropterus dolomieu (smallmouth bass), 2166 nucleotides long. Its product is annotated as complement C1r-A subcomponent-like. The transcript is spliced from 11 exons. Gene Ontology annotation, cellular component: extracellular region. The record is from RefSeq and is a predicted model, not a curated record. NCBI's taxonomy places the organism in Eukaryota, Metazoa, Chordata, Actinopteri, Centrarchiformes, Centrarchidae. Gene Ontology annotation, biological process: complement activation; proteolysis. Gene Ontology annotation, molecular function: serine-type endopeptidase activity; calcium ion binding.
AUGGGGUGGACCUUCUGUGUUAUAUGGUUUCUGUGUUUGCCAGUGAGUGAGUGCUGGCAGCUACCUGACUCUGAGCCUGUAAUGCACGGGGAGGUCCAGUCUCCUCAGUAUCCCCGGCCUUACUAUCCCAACUUGCUGAAGUACUGGGACCUUUUCGUUCCUGAGGGCUACCAGAUCCAGCUGUCCCUGACACACCUGGAUAUUAAAACUUCCUCGGGCUGCUAUCAAGACUCUUUGACGGUUCUCUAUGAUCAAAAGGUCUUGUGGAAGUUUUGUGGCCAGGAAAUUUCACGUGAUCACAGAGGCCAAGAGCAGAUCCUUUCUCAAGGCAACAGACUGACUCUCAUAUUCCAAACAAGUAACUCCACUCCAGAGUUCCAACAGCACAUCGGCUUCUCUGCUACCUACAAGGCAAUAGACAUAGAUGAGUGUUCAAAACCAGACUCUGGAGAUGGCUCAGGUCCAAUCUGCUCUCAGAUCUGCAUCAACACCCCUGGCUCUUACCGCUGCUCCUGCCACCGUGGUUAUAAUCUUCAUUUAGACCAGCGCACGUGUUUGUUAUCCUGUGGUGGUUUUUUUGACAAGCAUGAGGGACAUCUGUCCAGUCCAAGGUACCCUCACCCCUCACCUCCUUUUCUGUCCUGCAAGUACAUCAUCUCUGUGGAGCCCAGAUUCACUGUCACUCUCAACUUCACUGACAACUUCCACAUAGAGAGCAUGGACACUCAGCAGGGUCCCAAGUGUCUACAUCACUGGCUGCAGAUGACCAUCCCAGACAGAGAGCCCAUGAAGCUGUGUGGUGGAAAGAGUCCAGGUCUGAUAGCUACAAAUUUCAGUACUGUCAGACUGGACUACCACACUGAUAAUGAAGGCCUGAGUCACGGCUGGAGCCUGGACUACAGCGCAGAUGAGAUCAAAUAUCCAUUUCCGGGGAACAUGGCUAAAGGCAGAGUGACUCUUGUCUUAGUGAAUAUUUCUAAAUAUUCACUAAAGAUUUAACUAAAUCCUGACCUGUGACUGAGAAUACAAGCUGAUGACAGUUUGAUGUUUUCUUUCUUUUACUGGCAAAAUAUUAAUAUGUCCUUGUUUUGUUCUUCUGCAGAAGUUGACUGUGGAGAACCCGAACCUUUGCUGAAUGGAGGAGUGACCUUCCUGUCUGGCUUUCAGAAUCAGUAUGGUUCUGUUGUUCAGUAUCACUGCAAUGAACCUUUUUACUCUCUACCUGGGGGCGUUAAUGUUAGUUUCACCUGUGAAGCAGAAGGAAAGUGGAGAUCCAACCACACCGAUGUCACUCCAACAUGUAUACCUGUCUGUGGCAAGCCUACAAAACUCAUCACUGCUUAUCAGAGGAUCAUUGGAGGCAGGCAAGCUUCAGACAAUACCAUCCCCUGGCAAGUGUUACUGAAUAUAGACGGAAGAAGGGGAGGAGGCAUGGUGAUUGCAGACCGCUGGAUUAUGACUGCAGCUCAUGACCUAACACAUAAUGGAAAACCAGUAUUAAAAGAGGCUAUACGGAUUUACAUGGGGGUUAUUGAUGUUAAAACUCAGAGACUCUCUCCUGUGUAUGCUGCCUCUGUCCAUAUGCACCCUGAAUACAACAACCCCAAUGACUUAGACUACGACAAUGACAUUGCCUUGAUCAAACUGCAAGACUCGAUCACAUUCAACUCAUCCAUAAUGCCAAUAUGUUUGCCAGCAGAGGGUGCCACAUACGUCACUGGCAUGAUGGGACUGGUGUCAGGCUUUGGCAUUAUGGAAAUUUACCCCCCACGGUUAACAAAUAAGCUGAAGUACGUGCAACUCCCUGUUGUGGAGCAGGAGACAUGCAGUAAUUCAUUCACUUUGUUGAAGAAGACAAGGCAAAAUAUACCAAGUCUGACAAAUAACAUGUUUUGUGCUGGAGUCCCUGAAAGUGGGAAGGACUCCUGCUUAGGUGAUAAUGGAGGUGCCUUUGCCCUGAGUGACAAGGGACAGUUCUGGGCUGCUGGGAUUGUCAGCUGGGGGAUUGCAUGUGGACAGCAGGGAACAUAUGGAGUCUACACCAGAGUUGCCAACUACCUGGACUGGAUCAACAAGACUAUGCAGGAGAACUGAAAUUUACAUUUUCAGUUACAAAGUGAUCUGAAGACGUUGAUGAAAUACUAGUCAAAACAAACACAUCUACAA